Messenger RNA from Achroia grisella, 789 nucleotides. Its product is annotated as zinc finger protein draculin-like. The record is from RefSeq and is a predicted model, not a curated record. Gene Ontology annotation, biological process: regulation of DNA-templated transcription. NCBI's taxonomy places the organism in Eukaryota, Metazoa, Arthropoda, Insecta, Lepidoptera, Pyralidae. The coding region runs from base 1 to 789 and encodes 262 amino acids. Gene Ontology annotation, molecular function: RNA polymerase II cis-regulatory region sequence-specific DNA binding; DNA-binding transcription factor activity, RNA polymerase II-specific. The transcript has a single exon.
AUGUGUGAAAAAUAUUUUAUAUCAAAGGAGUUGUUGAAACAACACAUCCUUACACAUAUUGAAGAAAGACCAUAUAGCUGUGAUGUGUGUACAAAAACACAUUUCCAUACACACACUGGUGAAAAGCAAUUUACAUGUGACACAUGUAAAAAAAGUUUUAGAACACUUGAUAUACUAAAAUCCCAUUUGUUUGUACACACUGAUGAAAGACCGUAUAGCUGUGAUGUGUGUAAAAAAAGUUAUAAAACAAGGCAGUCCUUAAAACAGCACUUGCAUACACACACUGAUGAAAAAAAAUAUCGAUGUGUCAUAUGUAAAAGAAGUUUUAGAACAGUUCAACUAUUAAAACACCAUUUGUUUAUACAUACUGACAAAAGGCCAUAUAGUUGUGAUGUGUGUAAAAAAAGUUUUAAGACAAAUCACGCCUUGAAACACCAUUCACAUACACACACUGGUGAAAAGCAAUAUGGAUGUGACACAUGUAAAAAAAGUUUUAGAACAGCUAGAAUGUUAAAAUGCCAUUUGAAUACACAUACUGAUGGGCAGCCAUAUAGCUGUGAUGUGUGUAAAAAAAGUUUUAAAACCAAACUGUAUGUGAAACGCCAUUUGCGUAUACACACUGAUGAAAAGAAAUAUACAUGUGUCAAGUGUAAAAAAAGUUUUAGAUCAGUUCAUCUAUUAAAAUGCCAUAUGUCUAAGCACACUAAUGAAAACACAUAUCGCUGUGAUGUGUGUAAAAAAAUUUUUACAACAAAGCAGUCCUUGAAACAGCACUUGCAUACACACUGA